AGUGUGUGGCUGUGUGUGGUGAUGGCCACAAUUGGUGCUUUAUAAUUACAUUUUUGUUCUUGAUUUUUCCAGUGCUUAUCCAAAUUCCUCUCAUAUAUAUCACAUUAGCUCCAUUCACCACCCACUCAGGAAGACUGUCCAACUGUUCACAACCCUAUUGCUAAAUGCUUAUUGGGGAUACUGGGUGAAACUGCAAAUUUACCAUUUCCUUAUGUCGAGUCUUGCAUGAUUCUUGAAUAACUUUCCGGUGUUCCCUCUGGUGUUGUCACCUCUCAUCCUGAACAGUCCCUCUGUGUAGUCCUCAUCAUACUUACCAGUCAUUAUUUUGUUUCAAUCAUGUUCCCCCUGAGAUCUUCUGGAAGACUGAAAGUCUAGCAUCAGCUGCAUCAUCCUAACAGUGGUACAAGAACAACCUGAUAAAGAAAUAGUAGAAGGUUGGUUCGAUCUGAUGUAGUAAAGUAAAACAAAUUAGCAGAAUUCAUUGAGUGAAUCUGCUAGAAAAUUUCCCACUUCAAGUUUAAAAGAUUGAAGUAAAGGGGCAGAGAAUGCUUCUGAAGGUAGAGAAUUCCAAAGGCCAACAGCCUGAACAGAAAAAAAUCUUGAUCGUACAUUAGUGAUGCAACCAGGAACACACAUCCUUCUGCUGUGACCUGUAGAAGUGUGUUCAGAAUUUGCCCUCACAAACAAGUCAUGUAAAUGCAAACACUGGCCACUCUUAAUUUUCCAUACCAUUAUUAAAUAAGCUGGUAAUGAAUAACCUUUGUUAGAAAAUAUUUUUAAUUGGAAAAGUCUUUCAGACUUUUUUUGGUAUUAUUGGUCCAUGUAAAGAGUAAGUCAAGGUUUAAGAUGAAGACCAAGGCCAUGCAGACUUCUGUGGAGACCCGCUGGACCAUCAUCGCCUUGCACUCCCAGGGGCUGAGUGCCUCUGAGGUGGCACGGAAGCUGGGGGUCUCCGACACCACUGUACGGAGCUGGGUGAAGCGCCACCGAUCCACUGCUUCUGUUGCAAGCAAGCCACGGCCAGGACGUCCCCGCCUCACCAACUCCCUGCAGGAUAGGGUCAUUGUGGAGGCCAUCAGGGCUGACCCCUACAUCACUGCCAAACAGAUCAAGGAACAGUACCAACUUCCUUGUUCCAUCAACACUAUCAGGAACAGGAUGCACAGUCUUCGGAAAGAUGAACUCAACUUUGACGUGCCUCCCAUGCAGGGCAUCCCUUCAGGACAAAUACUUAAGGAAGCAUUGUGGGGAGCUUCUGUCAAGAGGAAGAUUGGAAAAGAUAGAGGGACAAGAUCUUCAAACUCCUUUUCUAUGUGUGGUGUGGAGGAAGCAGAGCAGGACCAGCACAUGGCAGCAAGCCAUAACUCUUUGAUAAGCAGGGGAGGCAAUGAAAACUCUUACAUGAAGAAAAAGUGUACAUCAGAGAGAAGACCAGAAUGGUUAGCAGUGGAUGUCAAGCAUGAGGCAAGGGAUGAGGUCAAGCUAGAGGUGAAAGAGGAAGCUUUGGAAGAGGAGAAAGACACCUCUGAUUUGUAUACCAGAGUACAAGGAAUUCAUCGGUGCUCCCUGGAGAAUGGCUGGGCACAAAGCAGCAUAGAAGAUGACUCAGACAACUUUACUGGCACAGAACCUGCUAUCCUACCUCUACCUCUUCCUGCAGAACACUCAGGCAGCUACAGUGACACAGGACGUGCAAUUUUACCUUUGCCUCCUCCUGAAGAUCACACACUGAGGCAGGAAGGACUGUAUAUUACUGAGGCAGGAUCUGCAAUCUUAUCUCUGCCUCCUUCUGAACACCAUCCAAUAAUGCACAGAAGGGUGAAUCUUAGGGGUGCAAAACUUGGGAUCAUACCCUUGGCUCCUCAGGACCCACUAUUACAAGAAAGGGUGAAUCUUGGUGACACAGAACCUGCAAUAUUACCCUUGGCUCCUCCUCAGGACCCACUAUUACAGGAAAGGGUGAAUCUUGGUGACACAGGACCUGAAAUCAUACCCCUGGCCCCUGGAGACCUAUUGGCAGAGGAGGGGCUGAAUCUUAGUGAUGCUAAACCUGAAAUCUUAACUCUUGAAGAUCCUUUGGCACAAAAAAGUGUGAAUCUUAGUAACAUGGAACCUGCACUGCUAUCUGUAACUACUUGUAAUGAUGACCCACUCAUGCAGGAAAGGGUAGCAUCUGCAGCCUCAAACCAGCAUGUCUUGGGAACACCAUCACACCAAGGAAGUCUUGUCCAAGGGAGUGACCCAUUAGAGACAGGAUGCACUUCUCCCACAACAGUCAUGUCUGACACAGAUGACACAAGCAACUCCACAGUGGUGCUUGGCUCUGAAGAGGACAGGGUGUCUCUCUCCUCUGACUCAGAUGAGAUAAAGGAGUGUGAGGAGAUAGGUCAUGAGGAGAAUGAAAAAUGUUUCAUGAAUGCUACUCUCUUGGACAGUGACUCUUCAAGUAUUGACACAGAGGAUGAUGAUAUGACAUUUCACAAUGAUGUCCCCAAAACAGAUAAAAUUAAGGAAGUACCAUGGAUUUGGAAAUCAGGUGACUUUUUACCAAACCUAUUUUUCUUUAAUUUCUCAAACAGUCAAGCCACAGCCACUGGCAAGAUCACAAAAAGCAGUACAGAGCUUGACAUCUUCCUUUACUUCUUUGAUGCAGGUUUAAUGGAUUUGAUCACAUGGGAAACAAACAAACAGUACAAAUACCUCACCAGGCCCUCCCUGCAGUAUUUGGAUGGGUGGUGGGAUGUGACAACAAGUGAACUGUAUGUAUUCUUGGGACUGUGCAUGCUGAGGCCACACAUUGGGGAUGGCAGCAGCAGGCAAUUCUGGACAGCAGUGCAAGAAAUGUAUUCUUCCAGCCAUCCCAAGUUUAUGACAGAGGCACGUUUCAAUAUGAUUGCCAAGAUGCUUCACUUCUCAAGCAACUAUAUUCAUACAAAGGAUCCCCUUGCCAAAAUAAGGCCUGUGCUCUCCAGGUUGCAGAAGAAAUUCAAAGCAGGCAUCAUCCCCUCCAGGAACCUUACGAUUGAUGAGAGUCAGAUACUGUUUAGCAGCCGCCUGAAUUGCAAGCUCUCCAUCCCUAGCAAGAACCACGAUUAUGAGGUGAAGACAUACGUCCUGUGUGACUGCAAGACAGGGUUUGUCACAGAUUUUCUCAUCUAUUCAAGUGUGGCAAUGGGAUUCUGCAAGGACUACCACGGCACUGCAGGGGCAAUAGUGAAACGCCUCUUGGCACCACUGUAUGGCAAAGGACACACAGUAUUUAUGGGUGACUGGUGCUCAAAUCCCAAGCUGUUCCACUACCUCUACACAAAGAAAGUUGGUGCCUGUGGGGUUGUGAAGCCUGAUCUGAAGUAUUGCCCAAAGUUUGAUGAUAUAACAAGGAGAAAGAGUGUUGCAUACCAUGCCAAUAAUGUUCUUGCCCUGAAGUGGCAGGAGCAAGAGUCUGUGUAUUUGCUGAGCACUGUCCAUGAAUGGCAGGCAGCAAGCAAGAGCAAGCCCCUGGCAAUAGUGAACCACAGAAACAACACCAGGAUAUUUGGCAUAGCAGACAUACAGACACACACUGGUGAGAUUGGGGUGUUCAAGUGGUAUAAGGAGCUGUUCUUCCACCUACUGGACCUGGCUGUGCUGAACACCUAUGCCCUAAUUGCCAUGAAGACUGGAACAAAGUCAAAGUACCGAGUCUUCCACCAGCGGCUGACAAAACAGAUACUUGAGAAGUUUAUGAAUGAGACAAAGGAACCUAAAGGAUGUAGUGCAAAUUCAGAGGCAGAGAAAGUAAGUAUUCCUCUACGAUUCAGGCUUUCCAAAGGGCACUUCAUCCGAAUACGCAUUGAUAGAGAAAACAAGGAGGUACAGAGGACACAGUAUUGUGUUGUCUGUCUCAAGACCAGAUCCCAGAAGCAGAAAGAGAAAGGGACCAAUUAUUACUGUUCAGUGUGUAAUGUUCCACUUUGUGUCAUACCUUGCUUUGAGAGAUACCAUACUGUAAAGAACUUCUGAGAGGGUGUGUGUGUGUGUGUGUGUGUGUGUGUGUGUGUGUGUUCUUGGUCAGUGCCUUUCACUUUCUGGCUUACUGUAUAGUAGAUUGUAAGUGACGUAAGUAAGUGGAGGCACUGAUGUCUCACUGGAAGAUUAAGUCUCCAGUUAUGGGGUGUAUGGGGGACAAUACUUGUGAUUACAGAGACCUGAGAAAAAAGACAGUGUAUAUUGACUAUAGAGAGAUUGCACAUAUUUUUGCAUUUAUGGGAACAGGAAUGACUGGGAAAUCUUGGAUUAUUAAUUUCUUUGGUGUUAGUGAAGAGAAGGUAUCAGAGGGAGUGUUUGUUCACCACAAAGUAAAAAUUAAUUUUACAUGCUUUUUAAUUAUAAUUUUAUUUCAUCAGCAGAGUCCAUGAAAGAAUUGUACUAUCUGGCUGGGAACAAUUUCUCACUUUGGCAUCUUGGCUGGACAGUUUUUAAUAGGCUUUAUUGGAAUUUAAUAGGCUUUAUUGGAAAUGAAUAGGCUUUAUUGGAAAUUGGAGUUCUCAGGGAUGGUGUCAUGUUUCUAGUAACAGCUUAAUAAGGAUUCUGUUUCAUCGAAGUGACAAUCUACCAAUUUUGGAUUAGCCUUUUUGACCUCUCUUUAGGGACGGCACUCUCAGUGGGCCUUUUUUUCAUGCUUUUGUUCUCCUUGGCCAGUGCCCCUCUUACAUAAGAAAAUAAAAGCCAGCCAGUGAUGUGGGAGGCGCAGUGCACAUUGCUGCUGGCUCUCAGGGGCCCAGGGAGGUGUUGGUCAGAAAGUCUGCACCGGCAGCUGUCCAUGGAGCGUCUUGUUCUUGUUCCUGCUUUACCUUACCUGAGCUUAGGGGUAUUUUUCUUUGUGGUAACCUUUUGCUAUUGAUAUAUUUUGUUUUGCUUAAUGUAUUGAUAUUUUUCCCUGUAUAUCUUUUCUUUUAAUAAUGAGGUCACUACUUCCAUUAUGUUACUUCAUCUGGCUUUAAACACUUGAAACACUUUAUUAUGUUCGUCUUAGAUACAUAAUUAUAUUGCUUAAAAUUAAUGGCAUAGGACAAACAGCCCUUCUUAAGCAAGGCUUAAUGGGCAUAUAUGUAAUUAAGAUUUUAAAAUUUCUUCUUUGUUCAUGCAGCGUGUUAUCUUUGUUUUUGUAUAUCAUGCAGUCCACGUGCACUGCCCUACUUUAUCCAGUUGUACAAUUACAUAAUUAAGUUUUCAUUAAGUUUA
Scylla paramamosain (green mud crab) is the source of this 5223-nucleotide messenger RNA. RefSeq lists its product as uncharacterized. The transcript has 4 exons. NCBI's taxonomy places the organism in Eukaryota, Metazoa, Arthropoda, Malacostraca, Decapoda, Portunidae. The record is from RefSeq and is a predicted model, not a curated record. The coding region runs from base 847 to 4002 and encodes 1051 amino acids.